This is a messenger RNA of Suncus etruscus (white-toothed pygmy shrew), 695 nucleotides long. It is a transcript of the gene MPC1, whose product is annotated as mitochondrial pyruvate carrier 1. The transcript is spliced from 4 exons. Lineage: Eukaryota; Metazoa; Chordata; Mammalia; Eulipotyphla; Soricidae. Gene Ontology annotation, cellular component: mitochondrial inner membrane. Bases 228 to 425 code for a protein of 65 amino acids. Gene Ontology annotation, biological process: pyruvate import into mitochondria. The record is from RefSeq and is a predicted model, not a curated record.
GGCGACGGCAGCCCGCCCGCCCGCCCGCUCGCUCGCUCGCUCGCUCGCUCGGGCGUCCGUCCGGGCUCGCUGCGUCGGCGCGGCCUUGCGGAGGUUUCGGCCAUGGCGGGCGCCGCGGCGCGGAAGGCGCUGGACUACCUGCGCAGCAAGGACUUCCGCGACUACCUCAUGAGCACUUCUGGGGCCCAGUCGCCAACUGGGGGCUCCCCAUCGCUGCCAUCAAUGACAUGAAGAAGUCACCGGAGAUCAUCAGUGGUCGGAUGACGUUUGCCCUCUGCUGCUACUCAUUGGCGUUCAUGAGAUUCGCCUACAAGGUCCAGCCUCGGAACUGGCUGCUCCUGGCCUGCCACGCCACCAACGAAGUAGCACAGCUGGCCCAGGGGACCCGGCUUAUCAAAUACGAGUUCGCCAAGAGGACAGCGUAACGGGGAUGACACUCCGACUUCGGCAGGGAUGCUAGUUUUGCUAACUUUUUCUAGCAAUAGCGGAAGGCCCCCAGAUCAUCUCUUUUUGCUGCUUUCUCUACAGCACAUUUCCCUUUCCCUCUGUCCCAGUAGCUCCAUGGUUGGCCUGCAGGAAUGUCGAUAUGCUCUGCUAGGGUUUCUCUCAGGAGAGCAGAAACAAGUGUGUGACUGUUGGUUUUAGUGAUGGCAGCGGGCCCGCACCACCUCCUGCCAGGACCCUAAGAAGCCCCC